AUGCACAUCCUCAAAGCUUCCCUGUUUUCUCUCCUGACAGCACGUCUCACAAUCGCCGCAGUAACCGGCACAGUGACCGCACACUUCGAAGCCACGACUGGUCUCACCCCCAUCCCCCAACCAACACUAUCCAUCGCAGGCAACCCCAAACUGGUCGAGGCACGCGCCUUCGCCGGACAAAAGUGCUCUGGGGCUUCCAAGGACUACAACAUAUACGGCCAAGGCUGGAACGGCUCACCCGCGGAUCUCAGGCUUCCAGACGCCAGCGUAUACUCCAUCGGUUUCUACUACGCCGCAUCUGGCUGUCGCCUCUAUGUAUGCGAUAAUGACGUUGCUAGGAAUGGGCAGUGCCAUGUCGGAGGUUUGGGCCUCUGCGUUCCGAUUGCGGCGUGCAUGACUGUCAGCGACAAGGCGAAGAGCAGUGGCCGGAUCAUGUAUAACAUGGUGGCUAUCUGCUGA
This is a messenger RNA of Cyphellophora attinorum, 459 nucleotides long. RefSeq lists its product as uncharacterized. Bases 1 to 459 code for a protein of 152 amino acids. The transcript has a single exon. The record is from RefSeq and is a predicted model, not a curated record. Lineage: Eukaryota; Fungi; Ascomycota; Eurotiomycetes; Chaetothyriales; Cyphellophoraceae.